AUGUCUCGCGCGCGCAUUUUACGGCACGCGCUCACGACGCAGCCGCAGCCAAGUGGGGCAAGGAGCGCAUUCGUGCUGCCAUGCCGCAAACUUGUGAUCGAAUACUGCGAGAGUCAGGUUGGGAGCAAAGGCACACGCGACUACUUGCUGCAGCACGCAGCGAAUAUGGCGCGCACGUACUCGGGUGUCGAGUUUGUCGUUACACCGCGUCCACAGCGCCAGCCACUGGCGCGCAGCUUUUAUUUGAAUGGACGCUCGAAACAAGUAUCGCUGCAAAAUUUAGAAGCUACGCAGGUCGCGCCAAAGAUUCAGCAGCUGUUGGAUUCGAGCGGCACAAAGACAGAUGGCUUGAAACGCAAUCCCGUGCGCAGCACCGCAUCGUCUGCGCGUGGGAUUUGGAGCCCUUUGCACGACGAUCCCCAUACGCUCUAG
Messenger RNA from Malassezia vespertilionis, 432 nucleotides. It is a transcript of the gene MRPL51, whose product is annotated as 39S ribosomal protein L51, mitochondrial. The coding region runs from base 1 to 432 and encodes 143 amino acids. The transcript is spliced from 2 exons. NCBI's taxonomy places the organism in Eukaryota, Fungi, Basidiomycota, Malasseziomycetes, Malasseziales, Malasseziaceae. The record is from RefSeq and is a predicted model, not a curated record. Gene Ontology annotation, biological process: mitochondrial translation. Gene Ontology annotation, cellular component: mitochondrial large ribosomal subunit. Gene Ontology annotation, molecular function: structural constituent of ribosome.